UCGGCUGAAUGCGGUCUGAUUCCCCAGCCCAAGCCUGGCGGCGCCCAGGAGACCUCUGGGAAUGAUCGGCCUCCAGCGGAGUGCGCAGGCGCGGAUUCUCCUGCUCGCCAUGGUCGUCUUUGUCUGCUGUAAUCAAGAGCAACAACUUCCCACUCCCUGUGGCUUCAUCCGACCCAGAUGCGCGGCACAGUUCUGUUUGGAUUGGAGGCUUGUCCUGACCUCUGGAUGCCCACGUUCAGAUGCAUAGCAGACGGCUCUGCCUGAAAGUCGCACAGGAACUUCAAAGAAGAAGCCUGGGAAGUUUGUAAACAGAUAAAGAUGCAACAUAAAAAACUUGUGAAUUAAGUCCGAUCUUUCUCAGUGAAAUAUAGACUGAGGAAAACUGUAAAAACAUAGGAAACAGGAAUGCAUUUCCUCCGAGCACAGAUAUUGAUUCUUCAAGCCUUCUGCAUAUAGGACUCAGUUCAAGAGAGUUGGGAACAUCAUUUAUACAUAAUUUAUCUUCAAAUCUAAGAGAAGCUUUGAGAAAGCCACUAAGAAUAUAAAGAGAAUGUGAUAUUUCAUCCAUUUUCAUAAUGAUCUCAUCUCUGGGAUAUCAGUCUGAAAAAUGUCUUAUAUCAUAAAUUCAAGAUUAUUAGAUACCUGAGAGUUAACAUUAGAAACUUUAAGUGAAUGUGGAAAAGGUAUCAUCCUUGUCACAUCUUAACAUUAUAGUAGGGAAUUCUCCUCGGAGAAAAUCCCUACACAUGAUCGGAAUGUUGGAAAACCUUCAGCCUGAAUCAGAUCUCCUUCAACAUGAUCAGAUUCAUACUGGAGAAAAACCUUAUGAAUGUGAUGAAUGCAGAAAAACCUUUAGCCUGAAGCAAAACCUCACAGAGCAUAUGAAGAUGCAUACUGGAGAGAAAGCGCAUGAAUGUACUGAAUGUGGUAAAGUGUUCUCUCGGGUUUCAUCUCUUACUGUGCAUUUGAAAAGUCAUACAGGGAAGAAAUCCUAUAAAUGUAAUAAAUGUGGAAAAGCCUUCAGCCAGAAGGGAAACUUACUUUCUCAUCAGAAACAUCAUACCGGAGAGAAACCUUGUGAAUAUGGGAAGGCUUCUAUUCAGGUGCCGAACCUCGUUAGGCAUCAGAGAAAUUAUGCAGGAAACAAACCUCAUGCAUGUAAGGAAUGUGGGAAAACCUUUAAUGGCAAAUCAUAUCUCACUGAGCAUGAGAAAAUUCAUACUGGAGAGAAACCAUUUGAAUGUAGUCAAUGUGGAAGAGCCUUCAGCCAGAAGCAAUACCUCAUUAAACAUCAGAACAUUCAUAGUGGAAAGAAACCCUUCAAAUGUAAUGAGUGUGGAAAAGCCUUUAGCCAGAAGGAAAACCUCAUUAUCCACCAGAGAAUCCAUACUGGAGAGAAACCUUAUGAAUGUAAAGGGUGUGGGAAAGCUUUCAUUCAGAAAUCAAGCCUCAUUAGACACCAGAGAAGUCAUACUGGAGAGAAACCCUAUACAUGUAAAGAAUGUGGGAAAGCCUUCAGUGGCAAAUCAAAUCUCACUGAGCAUGAAAAAAUUCAUAUUGGAGAGAAACCCUAUAAGUGUAAUGAAUGUGGAACAAUCUUUAGGCAGAAGCAGUAUCUCAUUAAACAUCACAAUAUUCAUACAGGAGAGAAACCCUAUGAAUGCAAUAAAUGUGGAAAAGCCUUCUCUCGAAUCACAUCACUUAUUGUACAUGUGAGAAUUCACACAGGUGAUAAACCUUACGAAUGUAAAAUCUGUGGGAAAGCCUUCUGUCAAAGCUCAUCUCUUACUGUACAUAUGAGAAGCCAUACGGGUGAGAAGCCCUAUGGUUGUAAUGAAUGUGGGAAAGCCUUUUCUCAGUUCUCAACCCUUGCUCUACAUAUGAGAAUCCACACUGGUGAAAAGCCUUAUCAGUGUAGUGAGUGUGGGAAAGCUUUCAGCCAGAAGUCACACCACAUUCGACACCAGAGAAUUCAUACUCAGUAAGGCUCUAUGAGUGCCGUGGAUUUAGGAAGAAUGACUAUAGGAAAUUGUUCAGCAGCAACUCAAAACCUUAAAAACAGCAUGUUUAAUAAGUAUCACAGUAUAAUGAAAAUCUGUGUACUCAGAACUCCCACAACAAACAUUAUGAAUGCUAUACUUGGAGGCGCAUUCUCAGUGAAGUUAGUUUUCAGUCAUGGAUGGAAGGCCUUCCAACCUGUUCUGGAAGGCCACCAAUGCAUUAAGACAAAGAAAUAGAAGAAUUUGAAAUUAUCAUUUUUGUUAUAUGCUUUGUUACAUGUAUAACUUGUAGAAAUAUCAAAAUUAUGUUGAGGUAGUCAUGGAAAAUUGAGAUUGAGACAGAAUGUUGAAUCCAGAAACACGCAUGGAUUUAUGGGUAAUUUUCAAGUGAUAGAUUUGUAUCCCAGUGGUGGGGAAAUCAUGGAUAAUUAUUAAAAUAGUCUCAGGGUGAUAAUUGACUUCAUAUGGAAAAAUAGAUCUCUUUGAUCUUAUAGUAAGAUAUUGAUUUGUAAUGAAUUCCAUAAGUAUUGAAGGCUAGAAUGCAAAGAAGCAGAACCUAUUAGAAUUUUAGAGAAUGUUUUGUAAACCUUGAAGCAGUAAAAUUGAUUCCAGAAUACCUAGCAGUUUCAUUCAAGUCUAUAUAUUUACCCAAGAAACUGCCAUAUGUACACAGGGAGUCAAGUUGCAGUCUGUUUAUUGCAGCAUGAAAUAUGGUAGCCCACAUUUGGAAACAAAGGUCUGUCCUUUGUGAAAUAGAGUCAUGCAGUCAAAUGCUCCAUCAUUUAGGUACAACAAAUAUUUGUAUUAACAACAAAAGAUAGGGAAAAUAAUGUAGAAUUAGAAGAAUCAUGAAAUGGUUAAUAUGUUGUAGUAACACUUAUGUGAAUUUGAGUAAAAUCAACACUAAACAAGCCUAGUACCAAGCAUUGAUUAUGGAUAAGCACUUUUAUGUAAAGCUAUAAAGAAUGAAUUGAAGGAUACACCCUCAGUUCCCAAAAGUGAUUGCCUGCAGAAAGAAGGGAUGGAAGGGAAAUGGGACCAAGCAUGGCAGUUAAAGGAUACUUCAGUAUACUUGUUUUGUCCCUAAAUACAUGUCUCAUUAAGAAGAAAGGUUCCAAGUUAAUGUAACAAAAUAUUAGUUUCUGGGUUGUGGUUAAAGUAUGCAUUCACUCUAUCAUUUCUGCUAUUUCUUUUGUAAACAUGAAAAUUUAAAAGGUAGCUAGCUGUAGGAGGAAGCUGUACCUGAAGUAGAUAUUACAGUAGUGCCUCUUAUUUACUGGAGAUUGGUUUUAAGACCCCCAGUAGGUAAUCUGAACCUGCAGGUAGUACUGAACCUUAUAUAUAUAAACAAGUAUGCUAUGUGUUUUCCUGUAUACCUACUUACAAAUUAAAGCUAAGGACAGAAAGAGAUGAACAGCAGUAACUUACCAUAGAUAGGGGCAACCUCAGCAUGAUUGCUUUUUCCUUUUCUUAAGUUGAGAGCUUUUAUUUUUUCACUUGAAGGAAGCACUUUACAUCUGCUCUUUGGCAUAUCCAAAUUGCUAGCGGAACCACUGUUGUGCUUCAGGGCUGUUAUUAAGUAAAAUAAAGGUUAUGGAAUUGAUGUUGUAUGGUACUGGUAAGUGACAUGGGCAGGCAGCAUGUACAGUACAGCAUGGAUAUGCUGGUCAAGGGGAUGAUCCCUGUGCUGGGGGAUGAAGCAGGAUUCUGUGUGAUUUCAUCAUGCUACACAAAAUGACACAGUUUAAAAAGUGUAAGGAAUUCUGUAAUUUUCCAUUUAAUAUUUUUGAGCCAGGUGGACCAUACAUAAAACCUAUCAGUGUGAAAGCUAUGGACAGGUACAGGGCAUGUGGGACUACUGCAUAAUGGACUCAUAGUCUCAGUCAGAUGUUAAUAUUUUACAGAAAACAGCCCUUUAUCCAUAGGUUUUGCAUCUCUGGAUUCAACCAAUCAUGGCUAAAAAUAGCCAAAAAUUGCAUCUGAAAUGAACAUGUACUGACCUUUUUUCUCUUGUUCUUAUUCCCUCAACAGUAAGCAACUAUUUACAUAGCAUUCAAAUGUAUUAGGUACUGACAAGCAUUCCAGAGAUAAAGUAUAUGAGAGAAUAUGGCAUCGGUUACAGGCAAAUAGUAUGCCAUUUUAUAUAAAUGACUUGAGCAUCCAUGGAUUGUAGAAUGGAGUGUGUGGAACCAGUUCCCUAUGGUAUCAAGGGAUGACUGUAUUGCUAAAAUCAUAUCUUUACCAAUAAAAUAUGAAAUGAAACAAUAUUUUUAAGUUGGAGAGACAAAUGCAGUUAUUUCUGUUUAUUACCAUUAUGUCACUUCAGAAUACAUGAUUUUGCAACAGGUUGGGUGGAUCACAGAAGUAAGGAUCAUACUGCUGGUGCUGAAUUGGAGAAUUCAUAAUUGAUUUUAUAACCAGUGUUGGCAUUAAGAAAUUGACAUUUUUAAAAUGAGGAAACUGUCACCCAGAAGGUUUUCUAUAAGCUACUGAAUAAAAUGCCAACUCUUGGAUUUUAGCUUCAAUUUUAACCUGCAGACCAUUUUCCUCUACUCUGCCAGAUAUCAAUUGCUACCCCCCCCCUUGUUUGUUUCAUUGUGGGAAAUGGUGCUGAAAAGGUAGAUCUCAGACCUAAACUUUGUUCUCUUCAUGAGAAGUUUUGCCUACUUGAUUCCUUUAAAAAAAUAUAUAUAGAAAGCUAUUAGUACUGUUUUUGAAUAGUGAUUAAAGAUGAAUAUACAGCAUUUAGCCUUAAGAUUGAUUGCAAAUGUAUUAAUUUGUUUUAAACUCAGUAGUGAAAUGUUAAUGUAUGAAUAGCACUGCACUGCUUGUUACUAGCAUGUUUGAAAGUUGCUCUUCAGAUAAGAGUGAAAAAGGCAAGGGAUAAUUUUGUGAGGUAAUAUACUCAAGUAACAACAUAUGAGGCUAAACUAUCCUGUUUUCUUACCUUCCUCAUGUUGAUUUCAUUAGGCAUUUCUUCAUAUUUCUUAAUUGUUCUGCCCAUGAAGCAAUCACCAGACCAAUUAGGAGCUCUACUAGAGACCAAAUUAGAAUGAAAAUCUUUUGGUGCCUUAUGUUGGCCAGGGUCCUGGACCCAGAAACAAGAAUGGUUGUGAUAGUCAAGUGGAAUAAAAUAAGAAAUUGCUAUAUAAUGUUCUGUGAUACUGUAUAUUGUAAAUUUAUUUAGCCACCACCUUUUGAUUCAUUGUUGCUCAUUUGCUACCAUAAAUAAAGCUACAAUAAAUAUCUAUGUAAUUGGCCCUUAAA
Oryctolagus cuniculus (rabbit) is the source of this 5267-nucleotide messenger RNA. The record is from RefSeq and is a predicted model, not a curated record. Lineage: Eukaryota; Metazoa; Chordata; Mammalia; Lagomorpha; Leporidae.